AACUCAGGCAAGAAGCUUUGCAAGCAGUACAGGGUUACCAACGAGUUUGAGCAGCGAUGUAGUAACGAAUUUAAGAUUAAAAGCAACUUUGUGGCUAUUCUUCCAAGCAAGAAUUUGGAAUUGAAUGUCUCAAGUCUUUUUGUGAUUGCUGAAGACAUCGGAUGUAAACACCUUGACUCCAACAUGGAGAAGCUAGAGAGAAUUCAUCCAAACAGGCAAGUGUUGACCUUUAUUUUAAUGGUGUUAUUUUCUCAGGUUCUCCCUGAGUCCAUUCGUUAUUCUGUGCCAGAGGAAACAGAGAGUGGCACCUUUGUAGCCCAACUGAUCAAGGAUCUAGGCCUGCAAACUGGGGAACUGGCCGCCCGGUCGGCCCGGGUGGUGUGUGACGAUGACAAGCAGCCUUUGCAGCUGGAUCGUCAGACAGGAGAUUUGUUUCUGAAGGAGAAACUAGACCGGGAAGAGCUAUGUGGUCCUACUGAACCGUGCGUACUGCAUUUCCAAGUGCUCCUGGAAAUGCCAGUACAGUUUUUUCAAGGAGAAUUAGUAAUCCAGGACAUAAAUGACCACUCUCCAGUAUUCUCUGACAAGGAAGUGCUCUUGAAAGUACCGGAAAACAGCCAGCCAGGGACUCUAUUUCCGUUGAUAUUAGCUCAAGAUUUAGAUGUGGGUAAUAAUGGUCUUCAAAAGUACACAAUCAGCCCCAAUUCUCAUUUUCACAUUGUCACUCGAGACAAUAGCGAGGGCAAGAAAUACCCAGAUUUGGUGCAGGACAAAGCAUUGGACCGAGAGGAGCAGGCUGAGUUCAGCUUAACCCUUAUGGCACUGGAUGGUGGGUCACCACCAAGGUCUGGCACCGUCAUGGUUCAAGUCCUGAUCAUGGAUGUCAAUGACAAUGCUCCUGAGUUUGUGGACACCCCAUAUGAGGUGCAUGUCCUGGAAAACAGCCCCCUAAACUCCGCAGUUCUUAGUGUCACAGCUAGGGACGUAGAUGCUGGGAACUUUGGGAGUGUUUCCUAUGGCUUGUUCCAAGCAUCAGAUGAAAUUAAACAAACUUUCUCAAUAAAUGAAGUUACAGGAGAAAUCCUACUGAAAAAGAAACUGGAUUUUGAAAAAAUUAAAUCUUACCAUGUGGAAAUUGAGGCCACAGAUGGAGGAGGUCUUUCUGGGAAAGGCACAGUAGUCAUAGAGGUGGUGGAUGUGAAUGAUAACGCCCCCGAACUUAGCAUAUCUUCACUCACUAGCUCCAUCCCAGAAAAUGCUCCCGAGACAGUAGUCUCUAUCUUCCGAAUUCGAGAUAGAGAUUCCGGAGACAAUGGGAAGAUGAUUUGCUCUAUUCCAGAUAAUUUGCCAUUCCUUCUAAAGCCAAUUUUCAAGAAUUUCUAUACACUGGUAACAGAAAGACCUCUGGAUAGAGAGAAAAGAGCUGAGUACAAUAUUACCAUCACCGUCAGCGACUUGGGAACACCCAGGCUGACAACAGAGCACAGCAUAACCGUGAUGGUAUCAGAUGUCAAUGACAACGCCCCCGCCUUCACCCAAACCACCUAUACCCUGUUCGUCGGCGAAAACAACAGCCCCGCCCUGCACAUAGGCACCAUCAGCGCCACAGACAGGGACUCAGGCACCAACGCCCAGGUCACCUACUCCCUGCUGCCACCUCAGGACCCGCACCUGCCCCUCGCCUCCCUGGUCUCCAUCAACUCAGACAACGGACACCUGUUCGCCCUGAGGGCGCUGGACUUCGAGGCCCUGCAGGCGUUCGAGUUCCGCGUGGGCGCCACAGACCGAGGCUCCCCCGCGCUGAGCAGCGAGGCGCUGGUGCGCGUGGUGGUGGUGGACGCCAACGACAACUCGCCCUUCGUGCUGUACCCGCUGCAGAACGGCUCUGCGCCCUGCACCGAGCUGGUGCCCAGGGCGGCCGAGGCCGGCUACUUGGUGACCAAGGUGGUAGCGGUGGAUGGCGACUCUGGCCAGAACGCUUGGCUGUCGUACCAGCUGCUCAAGGCCACCGAGCCUGGGCUGUUCAGCGUGUGGGCGCACAAUGGCGAGGUGCGCACCGCCAGGCUGCUGAGCGAGCGCGACGCGGCCAAGCACAGGCUGCUGGUGCUGGUGAAGGACAAUGGCGAGCCUCCGCUGUCUGCCAGCGUCACGCUGCACGUGCUGCUGGUGGACGGCUUCUCCCAGCCCUACCUGCCGCUCCCGGAGGCGGCGGCGGAGCAGGCCCAGGCCGACUCGCUCACCGUCUACCUGGUCAUCGCCUUGGCCUCGGUGUCCUCGCUCUUCCUGUUCUCGGUGCUGCUGUUCGUGGCGGUGAGGCUGUGCAGGACGGACAGGGCUGCGUCUGCGGGUCGCUGCUCGGUGCCUGAGGGCCACUUUCCGGACCACCUGGUGGACGUCAGCGGUACUGGGACACUGUCCCAGAGCUACCAGUAUGAGGUGUGUCUGACUGGAGACUCUGGGACUGGUGAGUUCAAAUUCCUGAAGCCAAUAUUCCCUAACCUCUUGGUUCAGGACACUGGGAAAGAAGUUAAGCGCAGGAAUAGCUUUGUAUUCAGUUAAGUGUUGUAUGUAAUUCAGUUUACGUCUUACUAUUUUUGUCAAAUUUCUCAUGGCAAUGCCUUUUCUUUAAGAAUUGUAUUAUCAUGUAAAUAUUCAUACAACUAUUCGAAAGAUAUGCAUGCUCCAGAUAGUAUUAAAUGUUCCCUUUUUAUUGCUUAGCAUUUUAAAUUAUUCUGAAUAUUGAUCGAAUAUGUACUUUAAUAUUUGACCUCCUCUUGGUGAUUAAUCUUUCCAUAACUACAAAUUACUGAAUUAGUAUAAAUUUUUUUUAUUUUAAUGAACGUUUUAAUGUCUUCUUACUGAAAUGUUUAAAGCAUUUAUGAAAUCUUGAACCUGUCUUUACCAUAUACUUUAUUCUUCUUAGAAUACUUGUUUUUCCCAAAUUGCAUAUAAACAUACUCUUCAUUAAUAUACUGAUACACUAAAGUUGUGACCCAUUUUCUGUUGUGAAAACCAUAUAUGCUGGAGAUUAUUUUAUUAGAUCGAUACUUACCUAGCAUGUUCUGUUUCAUAAAUACUAAUAUUUUAAUUGUUUGAAAUUCUCAUUGAGACAUAAUUAUAGAGAAAACCUCACAUAAUUUGACAUACCUUUCACUAAAUAAAACUCUUAAAUCGCUGCUUGCUAUAUCCAUAAAAAAACCCUCAGAGCUAAAAUAAGCCCUAAAUUCCUCUGACAAAUUCAAGACCCUUGAGAGCAUUGGAGGUCUCCUUGUCCUUCCUUUUACUUUAUAAACAGAAGUCAAAGUUUAGUUUAAUGUGUUUAUUUUUAUUUUCCUACAGUUUCUCCCUAUCUUUCAAAAGAGUCAGAAAAUUUCUCAUGAAUCAUGACUAUUCUUUUUAAGUCUGAUUAUCAGGUGAUCUCAGAUUUUUCACUUCACUUUACUUUGCAAAUAUGGAAAGUCUUUACAAAAAGAAAUAAUGUUUUUGUGUGGGUUUUAUUGUCUUUUGUUUUUAAAUGUAACCUUCAAUUUUUUUGAGUUAAUUUAAUUUUUCAGUUAUACCAAAGUUGCAUUUGUAUGAAAUGAAUAUUACUUUGUUCCUGAA
This is a messenger RNA of Nycticebus coucang (slow loris), 3603 nucleotides long. It is a transcript of the gene PCDHB4, whose product is annotated as protocadherin beta 4. The record is from RefSeq and is a predicted model, not a curated record. Lineage: Eukaryota; Metazoa; Chordata; Mammalia; Primates; Lorisidae. Gene Ontology annotation, biological process: homophilic cell-cell adhesion. Gene Ontology annotation, molecular function: calcium ion binding. The coding region runs from base 184 to 2559 and encodes 791 amino acids. The transcript has a single exon. Gene Ontology annotation, cellular component: plasma membrane.